AUGGCCAAACUCAACCGCGAGAUCACGCUUGCUGCGAACGACGGCUCCGACACGUUGCAACAUGUCAUUUCCACUCGUUCACAGACUUUCAAUGCAAUCAAUGUUGCCACUGCUCUCCAUCGACUGUCCCGCUUUCAUGCCUCUGACAAUGUUACAAAAGGUCCCUUGGCGCACAGUGAAGCAUUGCAAGCCCUGCUGUUGAGAACGGUGGAUGUGCUUCAGCUGCCAGCCAGCGAGUGUGAUGCGAAGGCUGUUUCUACAAUUGCAUAUUCGUUAGCUGGGCUUGGCGUGCGAGAUGCUGAUGUUGCCAAAGCCGUGAUUAUUGCUUCCCUCAACAGGCUGCAGGACUUGGACCGUCAAGGUGUAGCGAACUUGACGUGGGCCUUGUCCAAGUUGCCCAGGGUGGACAAACGAUCAAAGUUAGCAAAGAAGCUCGCCCUGCUGGCUCGCAACCUUGUCUGGGAUUUCCUGCCUCAAGAACUUUGCAACAUUCUGUGGGCAUUGAGCAAGCUUGGGGUCCGGGACAACAAGCUUAUGUCAUUGGCAAGUGAGGCGGUGCGAGGCACACUUUCCUCUUACACACCGCAAGGGCUGUCCACAUUGGCUGCAGCUUAUGCCCGCGCAGGAGUUUUCGUGGAGGCACUGUUGGAUGAGAUUGGGGAACAGGCUCAGGCACGAUUGACUGAGCUGAAUGCUCGUGAUGCUGCGCAACUUGUUUGGAGUCAUGCAAAAUUCAAGCUUUGUCGCGAGCCUUUGCUAGAGCAGCUGUGCAGUCAUUCGGCUGCUUUGGUUGAAGGAGAAGGCACUGAGAUCAUCGUCUCCUUCUUGUGGUCUUUCGGCACGCUUCGGUGGGUGCCAAAGAAGAAGUUCAUGAAGUCACUAGUAACAAGGGCAACCGCACUGGUGCCAUCACUUGGAGCCCACCGAAGCGUACGACUGCUGACUGCUGUGGCAAAGCUUGCGUUCAAGGAAAGCCUAGACCUUACGGUCCUGACGCAAAGUCUUGUUGGAAGCCUGCGGCUGCUUUAUGUGCGCAUGAGUGCGCAAGAAGUUGGAAUCAGUGCAUGGGCCCUUGCAACAUUGAAGCCGCAAGGGUGGAAGAAAGUGCUGGGAAAUCUAGUUUCCCGUGCGGCAGAAGCAGACGUGAUAUCUGAUUUAAACUGGUGGUCUGUGGCACACAUCGAAUUUGCAAUCAGGACUGCCUUGGACGAAUCGCCCAACUGCAAGCCACUUGCAGCUGCUCCACAGUUGCUCCAAUUGUUGACUCAUCGAUGUGAAGAGGAAGUCAAUCAGAUUCAACAGGUAAGCCGUUCAUUUCAAGAAGGUCCACUGAUUGCUGCCGCAAAUUGCGAGCCGUGGCAGCACGCACCCAAGCAUGCCGGCACACAAACUGCACUUGUGUUUGGCCCCGGCCGCCACGUUCGAGCUGCCUUGCGGAGAAGUGGCUUCCAAGUGAUACAGUGGUAUCGCUUUGCAGUGGGCGAUAAAAAGGCUCAGCCCUGGCCUCCAGAUGGAGUUUUCAGUGCAGCCGCAAUGAAGUACCCUGACUCCUAUGAAGCCUUUGAGUAUGCCUUGCACGCUGUGGCUGCAUCGUUGCCGCUCGCGGCUCCAGCCUGGGUUUACGGAGAUGUGAAGGAAGGGGUUCUCAGCACGACCAGGGCCAUCAAAGGAUUAUUUCGACUUUUGGAAAUCAAAGAAGAGGGGGAUUUGAGGAUCCUCUCUUUGCAGCGAACGGGUGGGGAGGCUCGGGCUUGCCUGGACAAAUGGUUCAAGCAAGAAAGGGUGACAUUUCCGACAACUCCCAAAGCUCUUACGUGGUGGUCCAUGCCCGGUCUUUUUGCUGGUGGCUUCCUUGACGUCAUGUCGAGCUUUCUUUUAGCUACUUUGCAUAAGGUUUCUAGCACAGACUGUGCAGAGAAACCGCUGUGGCUGCGCACGCAGCACUGCAAGGUGAUUGAUUUUGCCAGCGGGACAGGGGUGCUUGCAGCUGGAGUACAAUCUAUGCUGCGCUGUGACGGCGAGAUGUGGUUAAUAGACGCCGACUCUGUAGCACUCCAGGCUGCCAGCAAGAACCUCCCAAACGCCCACAUUGUCUUGGCUGACGGAUUCAAGGGAGUCCAGAGCGCAGAUACGCCACCGGAGCAAUGCCACUUGAUUGUAUCCAACCCACCAGUUCAUCGUGGCCAUGCUGACGACCUCCAAGUGCUGGUUGAUCUUCUACAGCAAGCUCCGCACUGGUUGCUGGAAGACGGCGAGCUUUGGUUAGUGACGCAGGAGCAUAUUCCCACAGGGCGCCUCUUCGAGAUAACCCAAGCCACAGAGAAGCAGUUCAAUAUUACUAUGCACGCCACAGCGGAUGGUCGAUUUGUGGUGUGGCAAGUGCAGUACUCUAGCCGCACUUCCCGAAAGCGAAAGCAUUGCGACGCGAGCGACACCUCACCGAAAAACUUGUUUAGCACAAGACGCAUGCUGUUGCAUGGCCACCUUGUCCACAUCACUCGGUGCAAGGGUUUGCUCGUCUGA
This is a messenger RNA of Symbiodinium natans, 2523 nucleotides long. The record is from the annotation of a GenBank genome assembly. Lineage: Eukaryota; Dinophyceae; Suessiales; Symbiodiniaceae.